Molecule: messenger RNA, 1724 nt
Organism: Harpegnathos saltator (Jerdon's jumping ant)
Lineage: Eukaryota; Metazoa; Arthropoda; Insecta; Hymenoptera; Formicidae
Gene: l(3)77CDf
Product: phosphatidylserine synthase 1 homolog l(3)77CDf
Exons: 7
Coding region: 254-1684 (476 amino acids)
Biological process (GO): phosphatidylserine biosynthetic process
Molecular function (GO): L-serine-phosphatidylethanolamine phosphatidyltransferase activity
Source: RefSeq, a predicted model, not a curated record
GUUUCACCCUCUCCGUCUGUCGUUUGACCAGCGGUCAAACGUUCACCGCACCGGUGUGAAGUUGCACACGAUUUGUAGUGCGAAGCGAAUCUAGUGUAUCGCGACGUGGUUACGAGGAAGCGUCGGACAAAGAAGGUUGUAUAAUCUCGGCGUGAGAACACGAGUAUUGAUGCUGAAGAAGCGUGCUUGAGAUAAAGCUUAAGGAAAUAACAUCAUAACAUUGAGCACAAAAGUGACGCAUAAUUAAAUAAGCAUGACGAACGACGAGGAAUCGCCAAGCGCAACACUUCUGGAAAGGUUGGCCCCCAGUGGGGAUCGCGAACAUGUUGCCUCUGCUACGACCGAUUAUGUAGACAGUCACAGACUUCGCAUCACGACUGAUAGCUUCUCCAAUAUUAAUGAAAGACCCGUCGACGAUAUCUCUAUUGAGUUCUUCUACAAACCACAUACCAUCACUCUGCUGCUCAUCUCCAUCGGCGCAGUCAUAUACUCAGCCUUCACCAGAAAUACCACCAAUGUAGAGGAAAAUAUGUGGGCGGGUAUGCUGUGCGUUAUGUUCUUCUUCCUCAUCGUAUCCGUCCUGACGUUUCCCAAUGGCCCAUUCAUUAGGCCUCAUCCAGUGGUGUGGCGGAUAGUGUUCGGUUGCAGCGUACUCUACCUUAUGGGUCUACUGUUCAUGUUAUUCCAAAACUAUGAGACAGUCAAGAGGAUCUUGAUAUGGGUAGAUCCUAGUCUCGCGUCUUUCCAUAUUGACAUGGACAAAGAAUACGGCGUUAACUGUUCAGACGUCACACUGGAAAAGAUCUGGAAUCAUCUGGACGUGUUCGCACUCGCCCAUUUCCUUGGCUGGGCCUUUAAAGCCAUCUUGAUCCGUCAUCUUGGCAUUUUAUGGGCUAUUAGUGUUAUGUGGGAGGUAACGGAAAUCGCCUUCGCUCAUCUGCUGCCGAACUUCGUUGAGUGUUGGUGGGAUGCGCUGAUUUUGGACGUUCUGGUGUGCAACGGAUUGGGUAUUUGGGUCGGCUUGAAGAUCUGUUCUAUUUUAGAAAUGAGAGAAUACAGAUGGGUUAGCAUCCGUGAUAUCGAGAGCACCACCGGCAAAUUAAAAAGAGCAAUGCUGCAGUUCACUCCUGGUAGUUGGACGUCAGUCAGGUGGUUAGACCCAACUUGCACUCACAUGCGACUGGUCGCAUUGUGUCAAUUGGUGAUAUUCUGGCAAGUUUCUGAGCUGAAUACAUUCUUCUUGAAACACGUCUACGAGUUCCCGCCGUCGCAUCCAUUCGUCGUGGCUAGACUAGUGUUGAUUGGCGUCAUAGUUGCGCCAUCAGUUAGACAGUAUUAUAUGUACGUGACUGAUUCGACGUGCAGUCGAGUGGGAACUCAGUGUUGGGUUUACGGAGCAAUCAUGGUGACUGAAGCUUUACUGUGUAUACGUCACGGUGCGGCCCUAUUCGAGCGUACUCAAGCCCUUAACAUCCUCCUGUGGCUGCUCUGCCAAUCAUUAGUCUCAGUACUUUGCGUAUACGGCUGUGUUUUGUGGCAUCAGUACCUAGAGACGGGAAAGAAAACCACUAUAAAACGGUCGGUGUCCCAUCUGGGUAAGUUUGGCACGGAAGUAACGUCUUGCAACGUGGAUAUGGCUCGCCGUACGAGAUCUGUGGAAGCACUGGAUAAGAAGGAUCUCUGAAAGGCAAACGAAAAAAACUACCGAAUUGAAGAAGACGAUG